This is a messenger RNA of Neocloeon triangulifer, 1302 nucleotides long. RefSeq names its product putative GPI-anchor transamidase (gene PIG-K). Gene Ontology annotation, molecular function: GPI-anchor transamidase activity. The transcript is spliced from 9 exons. Lineage: Eukaryota; Metazoa; Arthropoda; Insecta; Ephemeroptera; Baetidae. The record is from RefSeq and is a predicted model, not a curated record. Gene Ontology annotation, biological process: protein localization to cell surface; proteolysis; attachment of GPI anchor to protein. Gene Ontology annotation, cellular component: GPI-anchor transamidase complex. The coding region runs from base 186 to 1202 and encodes 338 amino acids.
UAGUUACUAGAAUUGCAUUUGGAAUGACUAGUGCGGUUUUUUCUUUCGUUAAUCCAGUAACUUGGCGCCAAGGGACAGUCACCUUAGAAAAAGUGUUUUCCGCACUCUGCAUGCUAAAAGUGGAGGAUGCGUCGCAUGGAAGACUGAUAAAUUUUCUGCAAUAACUGGAAUAACCCUGAAUUGCAAUGGACUUCGUGAAGAUCUCACUGAUUUUGGUCUCGUGUUUUGUGUUCUCGGCCAAGGCCCAAACCACUCACACCAACAACUGGGCUGUUUUGGUGGACACUUCGAGGUUCUGGUUCAAUUACCGGCAUGUCGCCAACGUCCUAUCAAUCUAUCGAAGUGUCAAACGAUUAGGAAUUCCUGAUAGCCAAAUUAUCUUGAUGGUUGCGGAUGAUAUGGCCUGCAACCCGAGGAAUCCGAGGCCAGCUACAGUUUUCAACAACGCAAAUCAGCACAUAAAUGUGUACGGAGACGAUGUGGAGGUCGAUUAUAGAGGCUAUGAGGUAACCGUUGAGAAUUUUGUGCGUCUUCUGACGGGAAGACUGCCACCAGGGACGCCUCGGUCAAAGCAGUUGUUGACAGAUGAAGGUAGUAAUGUUCUAGUCUACCUCACUGGACACGGAGGAGAUGGAUUCCUCAAGUUCCAGGACUCUGAAGAGAUCACAAGCCAGGAGCUGGCCGAUGCUUUAGAACAGAUGUGGGAAAAGAGAAGGUAUCACGAAAUUUUCUUCAUGAUUGAUACAUGCCAAGCAGCUUCGAUGUACGAGAAAUUCUACUCGCCUAAUAUUCUGGCAGUAGCGAGUAGCUUGGUUGGAGAAGACUCACUAUCGCAUCAUGUUGAUCCAGCCAUUGGUGUCUACAUUAUCGAUCGCUACACUUAUUUUGCUCUCGACUUCUUGGAAAAAGUGGAACCCGAUAGCAAACAGUCAAUGGGAGAAUUUCUCAAAGUUUGCCCGAAGCAAGUCUGCAUUUCAACCGUAGGUGUUCGGAAAGACUUGUUCCCUAGAGACCCAUAUAAGACUCCCAUAACUGAUUUCUUCGGUGCCUUGAGACCAGUCGAAUUCACUUGGGCCGGCUUGAAUCUAACCUCAAAAACAACUAUUAAAGGAAAACCAAAGAAUUUGGAGAAAAAGGAAAAGGUUAAGCUGCAAUAUGUCCAGCAAUUCCCAUCACAUUUAUUUGAAACGUCAAAAUCAUAAACUGAAAAUCCUGUUAAAUUAUAAGUUGUAUGAGUGGAUGUGUUUAAUACAUUUAUGAGAGCAUUUUUACGGCACUUAAAAUAGUUCUUGCAUUUCAUUU